Molecule: messenger RNA, 613 nt
Organism: Myripristis murdjan (pinecone soldierfish)
Lineage: Eukaryota; Metazoa; Chordata; Actinopteri; Holocentriformes; Holocentridae
Gene: cimip4
Product: ciliary microtubule inner protein 4
Exons: 5
Coding region: 140-508 (122 amino acids)
Source: RefSeq, a predicted model, not a curated record
CGUCACUGUCCAGGCAGCGCGUGGACCUCCAGUCCAGGGAACGCUGCAGGAGUCGGUCAGAAAUCCUAGUCGGCCUGGAGGUUGCCUGACUUCAGACAAAAUCAAAAUCAGACGAAACUAAACUAUUACAGGCCACACGAUGACCUCGCUUAGCCAGAAAGAGACAACAGCAAAAACACAGGUCGGGGCGGUGGAAAGUCCCCAGGUGCCACCCCUCUUACUGCCUCACUAUGAUGAUCCCGAGUCAGCCAUCUCAUCUCCUCACUCCAGUUACCACAGCAUGAGCCACUGCCUCCGCACCAAUGUCUUUCCAGGUCCUCCUUUCACGUGGAAAUCCCACGUCAGUGAGUUCUACAUCAGACACCCUCUGCCUGCCAAGCCUACAGACCCCGACCGCUGGUACGGCCGCAAGACUAAUGAAAUGGUCCAGUGGACAGAGAGAAACUUUGUGAACCAGAGGCUUAACAAGAUGCUGAAGGAAAUGGAAGACAAGGGCACAGCGAAAUAAGGUCCUGCAUGCUUCCUACCUCUGUACCGCUCAUGCCGGAACUUCAUGAUUCACACCUUUGAUGGCUUUGGACAUGCAAAUAAAAUGCGAUGUGCAUCUUCCUUU